CAUUUCCUCCGUAGCCCUCUACCUCCCCACCGCCUGCACUGAAGCGGAUGAAAACAAACACUAAGGAUGGCGGCGCCGGGCAGUGACUGUUUGCUGGCUUAGGGCGGGAGAGAUCUCUUGACGUGUGACGGGGAAGCUCUGAGAAAAACCAGUCGACACCAGUCCGAUAGCUUUUUCAGUUCUGGGAUCCGGGAGCCUCGUUAGCGUGAGAUAUCUCUCUGCGACCUGUGCUGUCACUACCGCCCCGGAGCGCGGAACCCUCUGCCGGGAGGUGCAGUUGGCCGGCCCCAGGCCCCGGCCUCCGGAAUGAGAGCCCGGAGCCACUCUCUGUGCCGUAGCUUUGCAGGUUCCAGCAGGCAAUGGAAACUGAACUCAGCUCCCAGGACAGGAAGGACCUGGACAAGUUUAUUAAGUUUUUUGCCCUCAAGACUGUCCAAGUGAUUGUCCAGGCUCGACUUGGAGAAAAGAUUUGCACCCGCUCAUCAUCUUCCCCAACGGGUUCAGAUUGGUUCAAUUUAGCAAUCAAAGACAUCCCAGAAGUCACCCAUGAAGCAAAGAAGGCCCUGUCAGGGCAGCUGCCUGCUGUGGGGCGAUCUAUGUGUGUGGAGAUCUCACUCAAGACUUCUGAGGGAGAUUCUAUGGAGUUGGAAAUUUGGUGUCUUGAAAUGAACGAAAAGUGUGACAAAGAAAUCAAAGUUUCCUACACUGUAUACAACCGAUUGUCACUGCUGCUGAAGUCUCUUCUCGCUAUUACAAGGGUGACACCAGCCUAUCGACUCUCCAGGAAGCAAGGGCAUGAGUAUGUCAUUUUGUACAGGAUUUAUUUUGGGGAAGUUCAGCUGAAUGGCUUAGGAGAAGGCUUCCAGACAGUUCGAGUUGGAACAGUGGGCACCCCUGUGGGCACCCUCACUCUUUCCUGUGCUUAUAGAAUGAACUUGGCAUUCAUGUCCACCAGGCAAUUUGAGAGGACCCCACCUAUCAUGGGGAUUAUCAUUGAUCACUUUGUUGACCGCCCCUAUCCCAGCUCUUCUCCUAUGCACCCCUGCAAUUACAGAACUGCUGAGGAUGCAGGAGUCACAUACCCAUCAGUGGAAGACUCUCAGGAAGUGUGUACCACAUCUUUUUCCACAUCCCCUCCCUCCCAGUGUGUGUUUACUGUCACAAAGGCACAUUUUCAGACCCCUACUCCUGUGGUGACGGACACUCUGAGGGUCCCCAUGGCAGGACUGGCCUUUUCCCAUCAACUCUCAAGCUCUCGCCUUUCCUAUCAGCCUGCUGUCCUGGGCCUUGGAUCGGCUGACCUGGCUUAUCCAGUAGUGUUUACUGCUGGCUUAAACACUGCACACGCUCACCAGCUGAUGGUUCCUGGAAAGGAAGGCGGGGUAACUCUUGCUCCCAGCCACCCUGCUCAUGGUGCCCAGGCUGAUCCCGAGAGACUGGUGAUGCACAUGCCUUCUGAUGGGACCCAUUGUGCCGCCACGCCCUCAAGCAGUGAGGACACUGAGACUGUGUCUAACAGCAGUGAAGGACGGGCCUCACCCCAUGACAUCUUGGAGACUAUCUUUGUCCGAAAAGUGGGAGCAUUUGUCAACAAACCCAUCAAUCAGGUGACUGUGACGAGUUUGGACAUACCUUUCGCCAUGUUUGCUCCCAAGAAUUUGGAGCUGGAGGAUGCUGAUCCUAUGGUGAAUCCCCCGGAGUCCCCAGAGACCACAUCUCCCCUCCAUGGCAGCCUGCACUCAGAUGGCUCCAGCAGGGGCAGCGGGGGCAGCACACAUGACGACUUUGUUAUGAUUGACUUUAAGCCAGCUUUUUCUAAAGACGACAUUCUUCCAAUGGACCUGGGGACCUUUUACCGUGAAUUUCAGAACCCCCCUCAGCUGAGCAGCCUCUCCAUAGAUUUUGGAGCUCAGUCUAUGGCGGAAGACUUGGACUCCUUACCAGAGAAGCUGGCUGUGCAUGAGAAGAAUGUCCGAGAAUUCGAUGCCUUUGUGGAAACCCUGCAGUAAAAGUGUCCCGAGUGUCUGCAGCGCCCCCUUUCUGUGGACCCAGCAGAGAACCUCCUUUUCCUCAGCUGCUCCCUAGCCUUCAUGCUGGGUCUGGCCAGGGAAAGACAGGGUGGCUCCCCUAUGGGACCUACAAGUCCCUGCUCUUGAACUUCCUGGAGACUCAUGGCAGCAGUCAGGCCCAGUGCCGGACUUGGCGAAGGACUCGGGCCUUGGAGUUGGAAGCUGGCUGUAACAGAGCCUCAGCAAGGACUGUCCUCAGCUGUUCUUCCUGCUACCAGCCUCCUGCCUGGGUCUACCCUGAGGCCAGCCCUACCUGCUUGUCCUUACCAUCAACCACCUGACAUUCCAGCUGGUGGCUGGGACGCUGGGCAAGGCAGAAAGAGGAAGAAAACCAAGGAGACCAAGCCGGGCGAAGGAGGGCCCUGCGUCACUUCCUGGACCACCCUGCUCUCCCACCCAUCUUUCUCCCUUCCCUUCCUUCCAUCUUCAUUUACUCCCUUUCUCCCACCUUCUUUCUCCUUUUCAUCUCCCACUUUCCAUCCCUUGCCUUCCUGGGCCUGUGCUUUUGGGCAAUCUGCCUAAAAUGACAAGUAUUCCAAAGCUAGCCACCAUCUCCCAAAGGCUGCAACAGCCUGUUUGUAGAAUUUGUUAUUGAGAGUCACAGAAAGGUUCUUUCCUCGUUUUCCCUCAAUCGCUGCUGCGUGGAUAUAGACCAUGGUAAAUAUUUAUUACUUUAAGAGAAAUCAGAUAUUUUAUAGAAGUAUGUUUGGGGUUAGAAGUUCCACUGGGGAAGGAGAAGGAUUUCUUCUGGGAUGUCGGCCUCCAGUGAAGAUUGCUCAGUGCCUGUGCUGCUGCUCUGAGGAUACUCCUGUCACACCUAAGGAGAGAUCAGGAAUAAUCUGGCAAAGGCCAAGCGGCCCCCUCAGGCUGCGUGUAUAGAAGUGUGCAGGCAUUAGGCUUCCCUGGCACACUGGGAACCCCAGGAAAUCUCGGGUAUGUUCAGUGUGGUGACUCCUCAGAGUUGUGUUGCACAUGGUGCCCCAGGAGCACUGAGUGUCCUGCUGCUCAAGUCCCUGAGCCUGGAGCAGGACUAGGGAGCUCUUCCUCCUCCCUCUAGUCCCAGAGUCUGUACGAGGCCCUGGCUUUAUAAGCUGGAUUGGUUCCCCUUUAAGAAACCAAAGCUGAGCUUAUGGUUGACGUAAACCUUCAGGUUUGCUUGAGUGAGUCAAGUGCCUCUGCCAGCCUGCUCUGUUCCUCUGUCCCUGGAUCCUCACUGGCAGCAGCUGUUACGCAUUGGAGCAGGUGGCUCACAACUGCUUGUUAGUAAUCUGCAUGUAACACUGGAGCCUUUCCCCUGUGCAUGCUUUUGCUGCCACAGAGAAAUGUGCCCAGCGGUGGUGGCCAAAUGCCAUUGCAGCCUUUGGGUCAGGGGUACACUCAAGGCCUACUUAAACCAGAUAUCUCCCCCAGAGCCAGAACUGAAGGGGGGUGAGGGCACGGGUUCUUUGCAGGGCUCAGCCAGUGGCCUUUGCAGACAGCAGCCUUUAUGUCCCAGAUUAUUAGGAAAGAGGCCAGGGAAGCUGAGCAGAGCAUCCUUUAAGGUAGCCUAUGCUCUUCAGCCCUACACAAUGGAAGGGAUGGGCUCUAGACCAACGCAGCCAAGCUCAGGCUAGAACCAGGUAAGGCCCCUCCAGUGCUUUGUUGGGAAAUGAGAGCUACACCUGGAAAUAUAAUCAAGAGAUUUCCAAUAAAAAGUUUUCUGUACUUCAUA
Molecule: messenger RNA, 3780 nt
Organism: Mus caroli (Ryukyu mouse)
Lineage: Eukaryota; Metazoa; Chordata; Mammalia; Rodentia; Muridae
Gene: Atg13
Product: autophagy related 13
Biological process (GO): piecemeal microautophagy of the nucleus; autophagosome assembly; protein localization to phagophore assembly site
Cellular component (GO): Atg1/ULK1 kinase complex; cytosol; phagophore assembly site
Source: RefSeq, a predicted model, not a curated record